Molecule: messenger RNA, 519 nt
Organism: Verticillium alfalfae VaMs.102
Lineage: Eukaryota; Fungi; Ascomycota; Sordariomycetes; Glomerellales; Plectosphaerellaceae
Exons: 1
Coding region: 1-519 (172 amino acids)
Source: RefSeq, a predicted model, not a curated record
AUGGCGCGGCCCCUCUCGCCCUGCUCCGGGUGGGGCGUCGGCCAGCAGGCCGCCGACGGUGGCGUUGGGGGCCGAGGCCACAAAGCCCGUCAGGAAGCGAAAGGCCAGCAGCAGGGCGAAGCGGUCGCUCAGGGCGCACGCCAUGGUGCAGAGCAUGUAGCCGGCGUAGGCGUACAGGAUGACGGGCCGCCGGCCAAUGUGCUCGCUCAGGGGCCCGAAGAGGAGGGGCCCGAUGGCGUAGCCGAGCAUGUAGAGCGAGUUGAGCCAGACGAGCGGCCCGCGGGCGAUGGCGAGGUCGACCUGGAUGGCGGUUGCGGCGUUGGACGGGAGCGAGGAGCCGAGAUUGCUGUUCCACGUCACCCACAUUGCUGUUGUUGUGAUGAAGAGCUUCUUGCGCUGGAGACGGUCAGCUGUACUGACUUUCGUCCCGGGAGUGUCGUGCUGACCUUGGAGAACGGUAUCCCGCUUGGCGGCACAUUGGAUGCCUGGCUCUGCGCCAUCGUCAGGCGUGUAAUGUGA